UGUAUCUUGAACCUGCUGUGGCUGCAAGUCUGGUCUCGAAAGAGCUCACGCUCAGUGCCGUCGCAACACUCUCUGGCAGAUUGUUCCAAAAGUUCUCAAUUCUCACUCUGAAAAAGUUUGCCCUCAGUUUUCUGGACGUUGGCUUCUUCAAUCUUGAUCUGUGACCCCUUGUAUGUAAACAAUAUGAAACUCUCUCAAAUUCAGUACAUUUCGCUCAAUUCUUACUUGUACAUAGUAAUUUUAAAUAUUCUACAGUACUGAACGUCCAAUGGAUAGACAAAUAAAUUGAAGUCUAAUGAAAUAAUGGUGAAAGCUGACGCCUUCAGAGUGGCUGACCAAUCAGCGAAUGUUUACACUUGUCAGAGUCAGACUCCCAGUAAUCUUUGGUAGAUACUCAGGGACGAUGGCAGCCACACCACCAGCAAAAGCAAACGAAGGAACAGUAACAGACGAAGUAACAGUAGCAGAAGGAGCGAAUGACAGAAGCAACACCCCCAACAUCAUCAGACCCUUAGAUGAACGAGACCAACAGGAUUUAAUGACCAAAUUUCGUGGGUUCCAAACAGGACUGAUACGAGUAGGUGAAAUUGGCCACCUUAUCCCUUUUCACCAAACUGCCUACCUUAAGGAGUACUUUAACUUUAGGUUCCGGGAGGAGGACGUACUGGUGAUGACCUUCCCCCGGAGCGGCACGACCUGGACACAAGAGAUUGUUUGGCUGAUGAAACACCGUGUUGAUGUUGAUGCUGCCCAGGCCACCCGUCUUGAUGACCGGGUCCCCUUUCUUGAGUUCGAUGCCCUCCAGCCUCCUGAUGUAGUGGAAGGAGGGAAGGACGGAGGGGUGUUUUUAGAAAUGGCUAAGAAUCUAGACAAUCCCAGGACAAUCAAGACUCAUCUCCCCUUCUCCCUCCUCCAUCCUGGGAUCCUUAAUACUUGUAAGGUCGUAUACGUAGCAAGGAACCCCAAGGAUGUUUGUGUCUCAUACUACCAUCAACAACGUCUCGUCACUCUGGCGGAGUUUCUUGGCACCUUCCCAGAGUAUGUUGACUUCUGGUGUCGAGAUCUGUUACUCCAAGCUCCAUACUGGGGUCACAUCGCUGAAGGCUGGGCCAGGAGACAUCACAGAAAUGUGUUAUUCCUCCUCUAUGAGAACAUGAAGAAGGACCUCCUGAGUGAGUUACGACGUCUCAACACCUUCCUGGAGACGGGGCUGACGGAGGAGGAGCUUCAGAAGAUCGCUAAGUUUACCAGCUUUGAGAGUAUGAAGAAUAGGACCUCAACUAAUCCUAUGGUGGAGGCACAGGAAGCAGGAAGGUUCAAGAAGGGAACAACAGGAGACUGGAUCAACCACUUUACACCUGACCUGGAAGACAAAUUCAAUAUCUGGCUGGCCAAAGGAGGUCACCUGGCUAAGGAAAUCCCAUUUACCUAUCAUAGUGGUAACCCUCAAUCACAGGGCCCGUUGGUGUAAUCCCAGGGCCCAUUGGCACAAUUCCAGGCUCUUAUACGAGUUGGUAAUGUCAAUUUAUUUGAAUAAAAUUUACAAUAUC
This is a messenger RNA of Homarus americanus (American lobster), 1550 nucleotides long. Its product is annotated as sulfotransferase family cytosolic 1B member 1-like. Gene Ontology annotation, cellular component: cytoplasm. The transcript has 7 exons. Gene Ontology annotation, biological process: sulfation. Lineage: Eukaryota; Metazoa; Arthropoda; Malacostraca; Decapoda; Nephropidae. The coding region runs from base 347 to 1471 and encodes 374 amino acids. The record is from RefSeq and is a predicted model, not a curated record. Gene Ontology annotation, molecular function: sulfotransferase activity.